Molecule: messenger RNA, 3980 nt
Organism: Microcebus murinus (gray mouse lemur)
Lineage: Eukaryota; Metazoa; Chordata; Mammalia; Primates; Cheirogaleidae
Gene: NSUN4
Product: NOP2/Sun RNA methyltransferase 4
Biological process (GO): rRNA methylation
Cellular component (GO): mitochondrial large ribosomal subunit
Molecular function (GO): RNA methyltransferase activity
Source: RefSeq, a predicted model, not a curated record
CUCUACCCGCUCUUGUCCUCCAGGGUGGCGCUCACCACCUCCCCGGAACCCUCGGAUCUCCCCCUGCGGUUCCAGUCGGAAUUACCUAGCGGCGCACGCUGACAUGGCCGCGCCGAUACUAAGAGGUGUCCGUAAGGUGCUGAAGCAUGUGGACUUCGCGACGGUCCCGCGGAGACAUCGACAUAAGAAGAAAUGGGCUGCCACAGAGCCCAAAUUCCCUGCUGUUCGACUGGCUCUGCAGAAUUUUGACAUGACCUACAGUAUGCAGUUUGGGGAUCUUUGGCCAUCAAUCCGUGUUAGUCUCCUCUCAGAGCAGAAGUAUGGUGCCCUGGUCAAUAACUUUGCUGCUUGCGAUCAUGUGAGUGCUAAGCUUGAGCAGCUGAAUGCCAGGGACUUUGUGAAUGAAGCCAUCUCCCACUGGGAACUGGAGCCUGAGAGUGGCCAAUCUGGACCUCUAUCCCCAGCAUCCUGGGCCUGCAGUCCCAACCUACGCUGCUUCACUUUUGCCAGAGGGGAUGUCAACCGCUUCCCUCCUGCCAGACUUGGCAGUCUGGGUGUCAUGGACUACUACCUGAUGGAUGCUGCUUCCGUGCUGCCUGUCCUGGCCCUUGGCCUGCAGCCUGGGGACAUUGUGCUUGACCUAUGUGCAGCCCCCGGGGGAAAGACACUAGCAUUGCUUCAGACUGGCUGUUGCCGCAAUCUCGCUGCCAAUGAUCUCUCCACUUCCCGAACAGGCAGACUACAGAAGGUCCUUCAUAGCUAUGUGCCUCAAGAAAUUAGGGAUAGGAAUCAAGUUCGAGUCACCUCAUGGGAUGGCAGGAAGUGGGGAGAACUGGAGGGGGACACCUAUGACCGGGUGCUGGUGGAUGUACCUUGCACCGUAGACCGCCACUCCCUUCAUGAAGAAGAGAACAACAUCUUUCAGCGGUCGAGGAAGAAGGAGCGACAGAUGUUGCCAAUGCUGCAGGUGCAGCUUCUUGCGGCUGGACUCCUUGCCACCAAACCAGGAGGCCACGUUGUCUAUUCUACCUGCUCACUCUCACAGUUACAGAACGAGUAUGUGGUGCAAGGCACCAUUGAGCUCCUGGCCAAUCAAUACAGCAUCGAGGUUCAGGUGGAAGACCUGGCUCACUUCCGAAGGCUUUUCAUGGACACAUUCUGUUUCUUCCCAUCCUGCCAGGUUGGGGAGCUGGUAAUACCGAACCUCAUGGCCAAUUUUGGGCCUAUGUACUUCUGCAAAAUGCGUAGACUGACGUAGCAUCACCUUUUCCCUGAAGUAGGAAGACAAAGGGUAUAUACUGUGUUGGAGACACUGGAAACUGGAACCAAUGGCAGAGAUGUACUCUGGAACCUGUCUCCAUCCUGUUCGAGUUUUUCUACUGACAGCUUUCAACAGUAGGAAGUAGGAAUUUUACUAUCCUGCUGUCCAAUUGUGGAGCAUCAGCAGGUUUCUAAUUCACUGAUUACCACUCUUCCUCCACAAUCUCCAACCUGUGCUAAAGUUUGCUUACGGGCUUAGAUGAAGGAGCCAGUGAGCAGGCUCACACUUUAAGUUGUAAACUUGAGAAGAAGCAUUUAGCCAAUAAAAUUGUUGAAGCUCCAUAGAUUUGGGGCUAUAGUUGGGGGCUUCAUGUCAGUCCAAAUGCCAUUAGUUCUAUUUGUACUAGCUGGUUACAGUUGAAGUGAGCUUCACCUGCACAAUCUCGAGCAGCCAACAGGCCCAAACAAACCUACCUAGUUUCUUCAUAUGGCCCAUGAUCUAAUUUAAGGAAAAGUAACUAAAAAUGUUAAGCCAAUGCAAAAUAAUCUGCUUACUUACAUUGAGAAAGCUCUCCUGAGCUAAAUAAUUCCAGUUACUCUUCCUGCUGUCAACAGCACUUCUGCUUAAGCAUGGCUGGGGAAGCUGCUUCUGCUACAGAGCUGUCAUACUCUUUUGUGUGUUUCAUCCUUUGUUCAUCUGUCUAGCAAGUAUUCCCUGACCUCUUGUGUGACAAGGAGCUCUUGGAGGUGUAGCAGUUGGGAUUGUGGGAGAUAAUCAGGCUUCCUCACCUUUGGAAUGGCAACUCUACUCCUUUUGCUUUCUGAACACUUAGGAAUCUCCUGAUGUUUUGUUAUAUUCCAGAUUUUUAUUCUUGUUUCUAGUCUGUGGCUGAGCUCUGGUACCUGUUCUUUGGCCCACCCCCAAUCUCUCAGAGCUCUUCCCUUGGCAUCAAAGGGCUUCACUGCACACAGUUUGUGUUCAGGGGCAGCAUUGCAUCGUUUACUGAUUGUAUACUAAUUAUAUUGUUUUUGUAAAUUUAGCCAAAAGAAGGUAACCUGUAGUGGCAGGAAUAUUAAAAAUUGUUCAUGGUCAUUUGCAGAGUUUUUUAAUUAAAAAGAAUUUUUUUUCCUGAGAAACUGGUCCUUGUGCAGAAAAGGGUGUGUAACUUUAGAAUACCUGAAGGCUUCUUGGCUUUUCUCAUUUUCAUUAUUCCCUGUUUUCCUCUUCCUGCUACUACUUUUGUCCUUUGUGCCUUUCCUGCUAAUCCUUAUUUGGGUAUUAGAGGUGUUGAUUGAGAAGGACUUUAGCUGAGAUUAAGCCUUCUCUUGGGAUUUGCAUGGUAAUUCAAGGCCUUGGAAUACCUUCCAGACUCAAAAUCAAGUGAACCGAGGAAGAUGGAGCUCCUGGGAGCUUGGCUGGUGCUCUGAGUAGGACCCUAACCAACCUCCAUUUGUGGCAUAUAGUCCCUGCAUGCUGUUUACUCUGCACAGUAGUUAGUAUUUGCUGAGGCUAGGAGGCCCCAGGUGCCUAGGUUUCUACCCUUGUGCUCCUGGAUAUCCAGCCUGGUGCUAAUUGAAUGCUGAGCAGUGGUAAUUCAAGAGGAGAGGGCCUCUUGUCCCCAGAGUCAUAGUCUUAACUGGGGACAGACAGACCCAGGUAAGAAAAGCGGAGAACUAUUUUGAAACAUAAUUUAUCUCCUGUAAUUGAACAUUCAGCUAUCCUAUUACUCAGUUAUUCCAGUACUGGGGAUAAAUCUUAGAGAAACUCAUACAUGUACACCAGGAGACAUGUACAAGAAUGUUUAUAGCAGCCCUAUUCACAAAAGCAAAAGCCUAGAAACAACCCAAACGCCUAUGAGCAAGAGAGUGAGCGAACAAACUGGAAUGUUCACACAAUGGAAUAUUAUACAAUUGACAGAACAAAUGAACUAUAAUAAUACCUAACAGUAUGGAUGAAUCUUAGCAAUAAAAUAUUGAGUGAAAAAAAUUUAAUUCCCAAAGUGUAGCAUGGUGUCCUUUUUGAAAUAAAGUUUUUUUAAAGUUAUUAUUUAUAUAUAAUUCAUCAAUUUUAAAUGUACUGUUUAAUGAAUUUGAUAAUUAUAUAUAAUAGUAUAGCCACCAUCACCAUUAAGAUGUGGUAAAUAAUUCUAUCUCCUGAAAAGUUCCCUUGUGCUCCUUUGCACUCACCCUCCUUGCCCCAUCCCUGGUCCCAGAUAACCACUGAUCUGUUUUCUGUCACUACAGUUUUGCCUAUUUUAGACUUUCAUAUUGUAGAAGAUAGAGUUGGUUCACAGCUGGAUUGCAAAAGCUCUGUCUUUAUUGCUGAGGACACCCAGAUGUCUGGUUUUUACUCUUGGUCAAGAUAAGGGUAUUGGGAUUUAUAAUUGCUGUUUAAAGUCUGAAGCUCCUCUGGUGACCCCUAGGGUCACUCACUCUACUGAGGGUUUGCAACUGGUCUAACUAGUGUCUGGCUUGAUUACAUAGUCAGAGUAAUGUAAAAACCCUGCUGGGAACUUCUGAUUCGAGCUCUUUCAAAGCCAGGAUUCCUCACACAGAUCAUGGUGAUUCAAUCCAAAGACUUCAGGCAGUGCAGUCCAUGUGUGAAUAAGGACGGUGGGGAGCUUAUACUUGGGAUGUUUUUCAGAUUCCUGUUGUUUACCUGCCCAGUCUUUCUCUUGCUGCCCUGUGUCCUUUGUCUUUAAAUAAAAAUCUUAGUUGAC